Molecule: messenger RNA, 3981 nt
Organism: Amoebophrya sp. A120
Lineage: Eukaryota; Dinophyceae; Syndiniales; Amoebophryaceae
Source: the annotation of a GenBank genome assembly
CCUGACAAACCCGCUGGCUAGGCGGAAAAAACAAAGCCCCUGCGAGUUCGCGGGAUCCGCAGACUAGCGCUACAAAGGCUACAGCAGUAAGACAACAGGAACAGACUUAGAGGACGAAAGAAGAAAAGUAAAAGGGUAGAGACCUAAACCUACGGGGGCGCAUGCCAAAGAGGGCAAAGGGAAGGGCAGAAGGAAGACAUCAGACUUAGACGAAAAAAGCAAGAUAAAAGGGUAGACUCUCAAUCCUACAGAGGCGUAUGCAAGAGGGGGCAGAGGGAAGAUCAGACUUCGGCAACGGAAUGAGAGUAUAUAUGUUGAAAAAGGGUCCCUAUAUUGUAUGAAACGAUUAAAAGAAGCCUGCCAUACGCGUCAUCUUCGUAAAGUUUUCGUCGUCGUUGUCCUUUAGAUUUAGUGAGUGCGACGCGUCUUCGUGGAAAUUCGAUCACCUCCACGGAGCCCCUUUCGUUUUCACGUCUGGAAUCGUGGUUGUUCCACGAAAUGUUUCGUGUCUCCGAUGCAGUGUCUUGGUGUCAGACGAAUGAUUCUGUGACUGUGCAGUGCGUCUGUGCGAGGAAACCGGAGGAGGUCAGGAUUUUGCACGACGAAAUUACUCUGACCUUAUCGAGACUUAGACAAGAGCCGUGGUCACCAUCCUCAAGAACGAGGACUACCGCUACCCUGGAAGAUGAAGGUGCCGCAUUUGAUGUCAGUCCAGUAUCGACGUCGAAGCUCGUAUUUCGUCUUUGGCGGGCAGUACGUACUGCCUCGUCAUUUCACACAAUGACCACAACGUCUCACUGUUUUCCCCACACUGUCGAUGACGAGGGAGAUAUUGCAACAUCUACUACUAGUAGAUCAUGUUCGUCAAUAUUCCCCGUCGCCGUCUCCCGCCCAGCGCUAGCGGAUGGGACGAGCAGAAAAGCUGGGAACAUGAGUGCUGGUGUCCACGUUGUAGAAGAAGGGCCGCAGCUUUCGAAUGUUGCUUCGGUUGACCCUGGUGUUGUUGCAGCUGUAUUUCGUCCAGAAGAGGGCGGCGAGCAGGAACAGCAGGUGGUUCUACUUCUCGAAGUACGAGGCGAAAAAUCCGCCCCAGCCCAAUUUUCAAAAUUUGGCUUGGCCGGUUGCGGUGCUCGGUUGCAGUGGGUGUCGUAGUUUUCCAGUUGGGCACAGACUCCAGCCUGGGUGUCUUGGGCGGGCCGUGCUUCACCAAGCUAGGGCACCCACAAUGUCAAUGGAAAGGCUGACGACCUGCGCCACAAAUAGGUGGCGCGGGAAUGCGCGAGAAAAAAAUAAAGGCGCUGGGGUUGGCAAGGGAAAAUGUAUAUCUCUUGCUUUGAUGCGUUUUGGCAUUUCCGACGCGAAAAAGUUCUCCUUUCUCUGGCAUUUUUUGGGCCGCCCAUAGCAUUUGGCCCAGCCGGUUCGCCGGGUGGACUUCAGGCCUUGGGCAAGAAAUUAUACCUUCCGGACUCCGGUCGUGUUUGGCGUCAUUAUAAUUUCUUGCCCAAGGCGUGCAGUCCAGUCGGUGAAACGGCUUGGGCAAGAAAUUAUAGUUAGCCAAAUGCGGUUGUCCCACAAGGGCUAACGUUUGGCCUCCAGCUGUGAAGCAGUUCCCGAGAAUAGCCGGGAGCUGGGGAGGUGGCGGGGUGCCUGCGUUUGGUUUUGAACGUGUGCCGGGUCUUUUGGUGCGUUGCUGGGCGGAAAAUCCGGCAGCCCGUUGGCAGACGACACGCAAUAGCAGGCUCUUUGUGGUUUGAUCAACAUCGCCGGACUUAGCAGCGUCAAUGGCCGAUGACUCGACGCGGCUGAAACAGCUGGCAGAGUCAAGUUUUGAAAAUUGGGCUGGGGCGGAUUUUUCCGCUUCGUACGAAUUAGCGAAGAGGGUACGCUAUCCAACAACUCGCCCCGCCCCCCCCCGCCCCCUCAUCUGUCUCGCGAUAUAGUACCACGUCCGCCCACCUCUUGCUUUGCCUUUAUUAUCUAUAUCUCAUGACUUGCAACCCCUAAAGCAAAACGACAUCGGAAACUCGCCUCGUUCCGGAACGAGGCGCGCAGAGUCCGGAUUUUUUCAAAAAGUGCGAACGCAUUGAGUUUUCGUGUGGGCUCUCGUUUCGGAACGGGAAACGCAGUGAGAAUUCACUGAAUUGCCACUCCAGGACUUUCCAAAAAGUGAGAACGCAGCGAAUUCUCGCUCGGUUUCUCGUUCCGGCACGAGAAAUGGAUUGAAAAUUCAGUGAGUUUUCACUUUUUGAAGAAUCCCACUAACGAGGCCUCGUUCCGGAACUCAAAAUCGAGUGAAAAUUCAGUGGAUUUUCACUUUUUGAAAAAAAUCACUUUUGGGUCACGAAUUUUCUGGGAGAGAGACUUGAGCUCCCAGAGUGAAAAUUUUCCGGAAGUGAAAACUCACUGAAUCAAUUUUCACUCGAUUUUGAGUUCCGGAACGAACUGGGCCUCGUUCCGGAACGAGGCCCAGUUCCGGAACUCAAAAUCGAGUGAAAAUUCAGUGAGUUUUCAUUUUUUGAACAAAAUCACUUUUGGAACAUGCAUGUUCCUGGAGAGAACGCUGACCCUUUGCAGCACACAUGGCAGAAAUAGGGCGAGGGCUACCGAUUCAAAUUGCAGGACCUUCCGUAAGCGUGUUGCGUUGUCGCUAGUAGCGCUUGCUGGGUCGCGAAAAUUUUUUUACGAGCCUUCUCGUUGCAUCGCGCUAUUGCCCGCGCCACAUCGCCGAGAGGAACGCUCUGCCGCACUGCCUGCAAGAUGCCUGUGGUGUCGUUCGUAAGGCGCGCCUAAUUUAUUUUGUGGCUCGCAACAUCGCCCGACGUUUUGGCUUCAGUAUGUUCAAAACGCUCGAAGUUGUAGCAUUUGGGCUCUCGUUCCCCAACGAGGGGAGUUUCCGACGCGAAAGAGGGGGUCUUUGCAAGUCGUGCUAUAUCUUGGAACAGCUAGCUAGUGUUCGACUCACCACAGCUCUCGGAAACCACACGCCCCCGCUGUGCGCGACAUUUUAGUCUUUUAUAUUUUAAUUUUUUUCUAAAAGCGAGCACUUGCAUUUCGAAGGAGGGUGGGCAGCAGGAGGGGUUGGUGUUGGGUUGUGCACUCUCAUAGGAAACCGAGGGCGAGUGGUGGCGGUAUCUUACAGUAGACGUAUCCGACCGAAAGAGCGCCCCCCCGCAAUACCAAUGCAUAGUAAUAGAAAGCAUAAGCAUAACUACACUGCGAGUCGGAGACCUAUUUUUUAGUGUUGGUCACUAAGAAAUAGAACCGCAUCAAAGGCGUUUUCUUAUGGUGCAAGGGCAACGCAGACGAGCCUUCACCUUCUGCAAAUAAAAUUAUGUUCGAAUUCGAAAUGAAGACCGGCGCACAUGGUGAAGAAGUAGAAUAUUUGUCAUGCUCCUGAACUCUGCGAGUGCGACUGCGAAAGACAAAAAGAUCUUCGAAAAUGUGGGACACAAAUUGAAAUUCAAACUCUCUGGAAUUCAGAUUAUCUGGAUCGGGUGUGCCUUUCUAGUGGACAAGACGAGAUCGGCGAAGAAGCGUUGACAGAUGCGGAAAAGAUGCGAGACGAAGCUUCAAAUAGCAUGGUCACGAACGUGGGCAAAAUUGGUGAGCAGAACGCAUUUCGGGGCAGUUAUUUCGGAAAAAGCGCGUUCUCUUGGUGAAGCUCGGGCUACUUCUUCAAAUAAUGUGUAUGUGAACAUAAAGUGAAGCAGGAAAAACAAAAGAAACGAAUGCUGGAGAUGAAAUUGAAAGCGUCGCUCUAGCUCCGGGUCCGGUUCCGGCCUGCGUAAGUAGCCGGAGGACCGUGAAAACUUGAAUGAAACUAAAGCCAUGUAGUUGAUGCGCUGCGAAAAGAAUCGCCACCAGACACCCGAUCUUGCUGAGUCUUCUUGCUUCCUCAUGUAUAUGAUUUGGCGUCCAGUGGAUUGAUUCUCAUUCUACUAGCUGUGUGGUUCUGCGGCCGCCUCUAGAACAAGCGAAGAG